UUUCCUAAUUCCUGAUUCCUCGUCGGUUUUUAAAAUUAAAACUACAAUUAAGUAUUGCAAUUUUCAAAUACAUAUUGUGAUUUUUUUUAUUUUGAUACACAUCAGUACCCUGAUGUAAUACGGGAAAUCAUAGAAAUGAUGUAAAUAUUUAAGAAGAACAAAUACAAUCGAGGAAAAUGGUUAUUUGUAAAUAUUUUCAACAAGGCUGUUGUCGUUAUGGACAAAAUUGCAGAUAUGAACAUGUUUAUAGUUCGAAAUACACCUACCAUGCAGGCUCAAACCAGCAACAAGCACCAGCAAGCAAUACAAUAACAGAUGAACAGUUAAUCAAUCAAGUACACCAAGAUAUACAAGCGGCACUUAAGGGAGGACAGUGGAUAUCGAGUUGUUAUUCACCAUAUAAAGAAAAAGCAUGCUUUCCCGGUAUUGCGGACUUGUCACAGGAAGAGGCUAGAUUGAUUAUAUAUGAAGCUAAAGCUAAUAAUACCUUGGAUCAAGCGGUCACAUACAUGAACAAUUUAUUUAAAGAAACCAGACAGAAGUAUGAACAAUUAGUACAACCGUCGGCUCAAAUAAUUAAGAUUUUAAGAAGCUUGUACAAUGGAGACGCAGUAUCAUCUCCUUUUGGAUCUGGUAAUCAAGGUUUUGGAUCCAACGCUACUUCAAUAUUUCGCAGUGCAGUACAACAAGAUCCCUUUAAAAACCAACAAGCUGGUGUGUUCAGCAAUAAUGCAAAUCAAAGCACAUUCAGUCAACAAACCACGAAUCCGCAGUCAAUUUUUGCUCAAGCACGUCAGAACAUAUUUGGCCCUUCACAACCGUCAAAUAUAUUCCAAACGCAACCACAAGAAAGUACAACAGCAAAAUCGAUUUUCGCACAAGCCACUCAAAACAGUUUUAGACAGCCACAGCAACAACAACAAAGUGUUUUUGCAACGAAUCAACCACAACAAAAUGUUUUCGCGACAAAUCAACAACAGAAUGUAUUUGCAACAAACCCACAGAGUGUUUUUGCAACAAAUCAACAACAAAAUGUAUUUUCGAAUAAUCAACAACAGAAUGUAUUUGCAACAAAUCCACAGAACGUGUUUGCAAUCAACCAAUCACAACAAAAUGUGUUUUCGAACAAUCAACAACAGAAUCCAUUUGGUGUACAACAAAAUCAAACUUCAAAUGUAUUUCAACAAAAUGAUGUGUUUGGUGUUUCGAAGAAUGCUUUUCAGCAACAGCCUGUUGAUGAUAGCAACGUUUAUAGCAAAAUUGAAGACUUGUCUCAGAGUGAUUUAGACGCUUUUAACAGUGCGGAGUUCAAAUUAGGUUUCAUACCAGAAUUACCUCCACCUCAUAGUUUAUAUGUUUAAAUAGGAUGAUUAAAUAAAAGUAAAUUAAUAAUUAA
Messenger RNA from Colias croceus (clouded yellow), 1396 nucleotides. RefSeq names its product nucleoporin-like protein amo1. The coding region runs from base 177 to 1361 and encodes 394 amino acids. NCBI's taxonomy places the organism in Eukaryota, Metazoa, Arthropoda, Insecta, Lepidoptera, Pieridae. The transcript has 3 exons. Gene Ontology annotation, molecular function: metal ion binding. The record is from RefSeq and is a predicted model, not a curated record.